AUGGACAGGUACCAGAGGGUCGAGAAACCGAGGCCGGAGUCUGUUAUCAAGGAGAAUGAGAUCCGUAUUACGACUCAGGGGAUGAUACGUAACUACAUCAGCUAUGCAACUACCUUGCUCCAGGUCUGUCGCAUCCACAAUCUGGGCUCUCUCUCCUGAUGGGUUUUGGACUGUAGUUCCUUCUCCCUUGAGUGGCAUUGGUGAAUCAGCUUUCAAGUGUUUGGACAGUUCUAAUAUGCUGUCUAAUUCUGGAUAUUCUUAAAUGCUCUCGGUCUCCUCUCUCUGUCUCCCCCCUCCAUCCCCCCGCUGCUAUUUCUCCGUCUGUUGCAAACCAUCGUUUAUAUAUUCCAUCUGAUACUGUCUGACAUUAUAAGCGUAUAGCCUGAUGAUUAAUUCUCAUCCUUUCGAAUGCUCCAUAUAUCUGUUUCUGCGUAUCAUUUUAUGUUAGCAUUCGAAUUUUUUAAACCGAUAUUUCAUUGUUCUAAUGGGCUAACUAAUGACAUCAGUGUCCUUGUGCCUUCUAGAUUACAAUCUAUUACGUGCAACUUGUUAGACUCGCACCAGUUCUGAUUUCAAUUUUAUUUUUCUUUUACAUUCUGUUUCCCGAUGGCAGGGGUAACAUAUUUUCAUCCAUUUUCUUCUUGAGAUUUAAGGGAUCGGAUUGUAUAGGGUAAGCCAUCGGAUGUUUCGAUUCGAUGUCUCAGCACUUUUCUAUGCCUUUCUUAUCUUCAGUAGUAUAUCUUCGUGGUUUUUUUUUUUGUAUGCAGUGCACUCAGAGUUAAAUAAAUUUUCGUUCUUCACAAGACCUUAUGUGGAUACAAUUGAAUGGCUGAUGUUUCCUGGUUUUGGGCGGCUCAUUGCUCGAGGAGCAGUGAUUCCUGUGGAAAUUACCUGUUGUUUUGAUUUUUACAGUGCCAAAACACCAAGAAAUGAUCUAGGUUUUGCCCAGAAAAUUGCCUCCAUUUAGAGCAAUUAUUUUCCAAAGUUGUCCUCAUAUUGCAAAGUUAUCGUUACGAAGCUGGAUGCAUUCUCAACUUAUCCACUUGAGAUGAUCUAGACGAUAUCACAAGAGUGACCUGAAUUUGGUGAUCUCAUCUGCGGUUAAGCUCCGAGGUGAAAGUGGGCAGCCUCUUAAUUCCUGGAAUCCAUGUCACCAGUAAUCUCUUUCUCGGGUCACCUGGAUUGUAUCAUCACUGUGAGAAGCUCGGUUUAUGUGCCAUCUCCAAACGCCUUCAGGAACUCCCUGCUUAGGAAACCUCAGUGCAACUGUUAGCAAACAAAAUUCAGAUCCUUGAAUGUAUUAUUCUCAUUUUCUUCGGGUAACUUCACAUGUGAUUCAUCGUUGCUGGUGUCUUGAGUUAUGGGUAAGAAGCAUGCGACCGUGCUGUUUGAAAUAAGUAUAGUCUCAUGCCCAUCUCGUUCGGAUCUGCUAUUUACUCUUUUAUGACUUUUAUCCUCAUUUCCUUCCCAAUUUGGGUUCGCAUUUUCUUAUUUUCAAAUAUCUUUGGCCCCCUUACUUUUAAGGGCUCUUCACCUUGGUUUGUUCAUAUGGUUUUUUGUUGCCAUUCUGAAUUAUUCCGUAUCUCUAUUGCUUUAUUCAGGAAAAACGAAUGAAAGAAAUCGUAUUGAAGGCAAUGGGGCAGGCAAUCAGCAAGGCUGUUGCCAUUGUGGAGGUUAUAAAGGUUGGUGCCAUUCAUUGCACACAAUAACGACGUAUAGUUUCCAUUUUCUCACAUGCUGUUCUUGAUAUUUACGGAUUCUCGCUUCUGACAACAGAAGAGGAAUCCCGGGUUGCAUCAGGACACCAAGAUUAGUUCAACCAGUAUCGUUGACGUGUGGGAACCCAUUGAAGAGGGCCUUGUGCCGUGAGUCCUCUCUGUUUCUUUUUUCAGAUUCGGAAGAGGUCCCGGAGAUAGCUCUCAUAGCAACCUAAUGUUCAGUGGAUAUUUUGCAGUCUUGAAAUGACCCGCCAUGUCUCAGUGAUCUCAAUCACUCUGUCACUGAGAGAAUUGAACAAGAACUCCCCAGGGUAAUCUUUUUUUUUUUUUGUUGGUUCAAAGCUUCUAAAAUUGGAAACGAUGGAAACCAUGUUGUGCCCCUUUCUGAAUCAUGGUUGGGUUGAUUUCAUUGUCUUUAUCUUCUUCUUGGAUCUUCAGGUACCAAGCUCCUGCACAUGUGGGGCAGACCAGGCCACAGUAUCAGUACUAUCAGAAGCAGCAAUGGCAGCAGCAGCAGCAGCAGCAGCCCCCAGAGCAAGGAGGCCCAAGUUGCUGUGCCAGAAGGUACUGCCAUGUACUCCAAGACAGUUUCAUCUCGGCCAAAAGUUUAACUAUACACUGACCAUUAGGUCCCUAUGAUCUUCAGACUCAAACGGCCAAGGACACGUUCGCGGCCGAGGAAGAGGGCGUGGCUGGGGCAGAGGCGGAUACGGUGGUGGAUACCGCGGAGGAUAUGGUGGUAGAUAUGGUGGGGGUGGGUAUGGCGGCGGGUAUGGUGGAGGAUACGAUGGAGGGUAUGGGGAAGGAUACGAUGAAGGAUAUGACGAAGGAUAUGAUGGAGGCUAUGGCGGAGGCUAUGGAGGUUACAACAACAACAACAACAAUCGAGGUAUCAUACCACUUAUGGUCAUUCACCUGUUUCCGGAAUCAUGUUUUAGGCUUUUUGGGUUUGUUCUAUUCCAUGUCAACGAUAUGUUUGACCAUCUAGUCGUUGACUUUUGGCCAGAAAAUGGUGGAUGGAGCCAUGGUUGGGGCCGAGGUGGUGGCCGUGGCAGAGGCUGGAGCUAUCAGGGUAAGAAGAGUUCAUCACUGCUGCAUCAUGAGAUAGUCCCACAGUGACUGCCAGUAGGUCAGCUGGAUGACCCAUCACUCCUGUUGGGGAUAAGCUAAAUGCUCGAUAAUCCCCAGAUAAUUUGAUCUGCUGGGAGUUUCAUGAGGUCUUUCCAUGGCAGGUGCUGGGUAUGAGAGAGGCAGGGCCGGCGGCGCUGGGAGAGGAGGAUAUGGCCGAGCCAGGGGCAGAGUGGGCAGCCGGGGGAGGGGAAGUCAGGCCUAG
This is a messenger RNA of Spirodela intermedia, 3051 nucleotides long. The record is from the annotation of a GenBank genome assembly. NCBI's taxonomy places the organism in Eukaryota, Viridiplantae, Streptophyta, Magnoliopsida, Alismatales, Araceae.